Messenger RNA from Astyanax mexicanus (Mexican tetra), 4484 nucleotides. It is a transcript of the gene nploc4, whose product is annotated as NPL4 homolog, ubiquitin recognition factor. The record is from RefSeq and is a predicted model, not a curated record. Lineage: Eukaryota; Metazoa; Chordata; Actinopteri; Characiformes; Acestrorhamphidae. The transcript is spliced from 17 exons. Gene Ontology annotation, molecular function: ubiquitin protein ligase binding; ubiquitin binding. Gene Ontology annotation, biological process: ubiquitin-dependent protein catabolic process. Gene Ontology annotation, cellular component: nucleus. The coding region runs from base 128 to 1987 and encodes 619 amino acids.
UUAUGGAGCGGAGUGAGCGGCGGCCCGGUGCUGUAGCGGUGCUGUAGCGGAGAACUCACCGACCCUGCUCUCCCAAACUUCCGCGGCUCUGAGAGAGGAACCGGGGGUCACGGGCCCGGUGAUAAACAUGGCGGAGAACAUCAUUAUUCGUGUCCAGUCUCCAGAGGGGAUGAAGAAAAUCUCCUCAACCAAGCGAGAGACUGCAGCAGCUUUCCUCAAGAAGGUUGCAAAAGAGUUUGGUUUCAACUCUAAUGGCUUUUCUGUCUACUUGAACCGCAACAAAACUGGAGAGAUCAUUUCUCAGAACAAGACGCUCAGCCUGCUCAAAAUCAAGCAUGGAGACAUGCUGUUUCUCUUCCCAUCAUCAGCUGGUCCCUCAAGUGAGACCAUGGACACACAGCCCCACUCUUCAACAUCCUCCUCCUCCUCAUCUUCCUCCUCCCUCUCGCGUUCACACUCGUCUCCACAGAUCCCAGAGGACGAGAUCGACCAGUAUCUCUCCAAACAGGAGGGCAAGAUCUACAGGAACCGAGACCCUCAGCUAUGCCGGCAUGGUCCCAUGGGGAAAUGUGUGCACUGUGUACCUCUAGAGCCUUUUGAUGAAGACUACCUGAAUCACCUGGAUCCACCUGUUAAACACAUGUCGUUCCACGCCUACAUCCGCAAACUGACCGGAGGAGCAGAUAAGGGCAAGUUUGUGGCACUGGAGAACAUCAGCUGUAAGAUUAAGUCUGGCUGUGAGGGGCAUCUACCCUGGCCUGAGGGCAUCUGCACCAAAUGCCAACCCAGUGCCAUCACCCUGAACAGACAGAAAUACAGACAUGUAGAUAACAUCAUGUUUGAGAACCACACCAUCGCUGACCGGUUCCUGGACUUCUGGAGGAAGACGGGGAACCAGAGGAUGGGCUACUUAUACGGCCGGUACACAGAGCACAAAGACAUCCCUCUGGGCAUCCGAGCCGAGGUGUCCGCCAUCUACGAACCUCCACAGAUCGGCACUCAGAACAGCCUGGAGCUGAUCGAGGAUCCGAGAGCUGCAGCGGUGGAGGAAGUUGCUGCUAAACUGGGUCUACGGAAGGUGGGGUGGAUCUUCACAGAUUUGCUGUCGGAGGAUACGAGAAUAGGCACAGUGAAAUACAGCAGGAACAAGGACUCGUACUUCCUGAGCGCUGAAGAGUGCAUCACCUCUGGACACUUUCAGAACCACCACCCCAAUCCCUGCCGGCUCUCACCUGACGGACAUUUCGGGUCUAAAUACGUCACUGUAGUAGCAACAGGUGGUCCUGAUAACCAGGUGCAUUUUGAGGGGUAUCAGGUAUCUAAUCAGUGCAUGGCUCUGGUGAGGGACGAGUGUCUGCUGCCCUGCAGAGACGCUUCUGAACUCGGCUACGCUAAAGAGUCCAGCAGUGAGCAGUACGUCCCCGACGUCUUCUAUAAGGAUAAAGACAAAUUCGGCAAUGACAUCACGUACCUGGCGCGUCCUCUACCUGUGGAGUACCUCAUCAUUGAUAUCACCACCACCUUCCCUAAAGACCCCGUGUUCACCUUCUCAUCCACGCUUCGCUUCCCCAUCGAGAACAGAGACGCUCUGGGGGAGACGCAGGAUUUCCACAGUUUAGCUACGUAUCUCUCUCAGUGUCCGUCCUCCUCCUCCUCCUUCCUCAACAUCGUCUCUGAUUUCCACCUGCUCAUCUUUCUGGUUACUAAUGAGGUCAUGCCUCUGCGGGACAGUAUUGGUCUGUUGCUGGACGCUGUGAAGACCUCGAAUGAGGAGCUGGCACAGACCUGGAAGAAAUCUGAGCAGUGGGCCACAAUCGAGCAGCUCUGUAGCACAGUGGGCGGGCAGCAGGCGGGCUCUCUGGAUUAUGCGAUGGGCGGGGCCUCAGUCCCCGCCUCCUCCUCUGCCAUGUGGUCCUGCCUCCACUGCACCUUCAUGAACCAGCCGGGGACGGAGCACUGCGAGAUGUGCAGCCUCCCCCGCAGCUAAACAGGCCACACCCCCACGCUGCGACUGCACCACUGCGCCGGGAGACAGCAGCAGGAGUGGGUGUGUACCCCCUGAAGCCCUGCUCCGCCCCCUUUACACACUCGCUCCGCCCCCUUCUCUGUCCACGACCCGCCCCCAAACCUCCGCCCCAUUCCAGACUGUGUCCGUUAGUUCGUUCAGUCGUACGCUCACUCGCUCACGGACUGCGCCGGUCUCUCUAAGCGAACGCCCGUCGUUCCGGUGGUUCCUGCGGUGGUUCCUGUGGUGCCUGCGGUGGUGCCUGUGGUGCGCUGGCCUGCGGCGUACGCCACCAAGCUAACAAAGCUGCGUGUUCCUGCCGCACGGCAUGCUGGGACUUAAUACUUAAUAGUUUGGUUCUUUUUAGGUAAAGCACUUGGCCAAGGCUCCUCCACCCCCCUCUCUCUCUUUCUCUUUACCUCUCUCUCUUUAUCUCUCUCUUUCUCUUUACCUCUCUCUCUUUAUCUCUCUCUUUCUCUUUACCUCUCUCUCUUUAUCUCUCUCUUUCUCUUUAGCUCUCUCUUUCUCUUUAUCUCUCUCUCUUUAUCUUUCUGUAUUUCUCUUUAUCUCUUUCUUUAUCUCAUUAUCUCUCUUUAUCUCUCUCUUUAUUUCUCUCUUUAUCUGUUUCUGUAUCUCUCUCUUUAUCUCCAUCUUUAUCUCCAUCUUUAUCUCUCUCUCUCUCUCUUUAUCUCUCUCUCUUUAUCUCUCUCUCUUUAUCUCUCUCUCUUUAUCUCUCUCUUUAUCUCUCCAUCUCUCCGCGGUCCAAAUUGACCUGGUGGCAGUGUUGCUUCCUGGACUUUAAAGAAACUUGCUGCAUUUAUUUUUUGUUUUGGUGGAAAUCGAUCGAUCUUCCGCUCCCUUCUUCUUCUUCUCUCUUCUUUUUUUAAAGCAGGCUGGAGAGAUGUGUUAUGUAAAUAAUAUGCAGAGAAAAGAAGGGUUGAUACUGUUAUUUAAAUUCAGUAAAGCUUUUUUUUUGUUUCUUUUUGUUCUUUUGUUUUUGGUUUGGAUCAUAGCUGUAUGUAUAUUAAUAGAAUUUAAUACAAUCUCAAUUUCAGACUCAAACUCUGACGCUGAAUAAUAAGCACUCAAUGAAUCUUCAUGUGGUUGAAACUCGCUGCAAAAAAUAAAAUAAAACAAAAUAAAACAAAAUGCGAGCGCGCCGGCCGACCCACGCCACUCACCGUGAUCUGCUCUGCUCCUCAGAGGAGGUUAUUAAAGAUUGCACAGACUGCUGUCUUCAAUCAUUAAAUACGUCCCUCUUUGUACAGACUCUUGCUUUGCCUUUAUCUCUUUGUUUUUAGAGGGUUUAGGAGUUUUUGGAGUGAUUCCCUCAGUUGCAUUUUCCUCAGCUCAAGUUCCUUAAAUGUUCCUGUUUACACCUGGUCACUUCAUGCAUCGAGAAUCAGGAUUAAAUCUGAGUAAGACUACAUAACAAACUACAUUAAAACAAAAAAAAAGUGUGAACACAACCAAUACGCAUUUAUAACUGAUAUAAAAUUAUAGUCUGAUAGACGCUUUUAAUAAAGAUUAAAUUUUUUGAUGGAUUGAUUAUUGAUAGUCUAAACAGACAGAAACCACAUGACCUCCAAAUGUGGUUUGGAUCUGAUUAGCAAAAAUCUGAUUUUGUUUAGUUUCUUUCUGUUCAGACUAUAAAACAUCAGUCUGAAUAUGAUCUACAUCCACCAGAAAUCAGACUCAGGCUUAGAGAAAUUAUUGAAGUUAUUGAUCCAGGUGUUCAGAUGUGAUCACACAGCUUGUAUUAUACAUUUAUAAUAAUAUUUUGGAACAGCUACAUGUCUGAUGCCAAACGGUCAAGAGUUAAAGUGGUUUAAAAUACCUUUUUCAUGUGAAAGAGUAUUAUUAUUAUUUUAUUUUUUUUUUUUCUGGAGUUCCACAGGUUUUCACUUUUAUUGCCUUUAUCUUUGUUUUUCCCCACAUUUAAAAAAUACAGAAAUUCCUCUGAAUUUAUGUUGCAGUAAUUUCAUUUUUUUUUCCAGUUUUUUGGUUUAUUAUAAUUUUGGUGGGAUAUACUUUAAAGUGGGUUGAUGGUACACAGAUGAAACUCUACUGUAAACGGCUGAUACGGUGAGCAGUAGGGGUUAUUAUGGUGUUUAGUUUAUGACCUGCAGUUUUAUCAUCACAGCGUGCUGCUCCUUGCACCGGCCAAAAGGCGAAUAAUUGAGUAAAUAAUAAACGUUAGAUACGUGUGUUCUGUGGGUCGGCUGGCGUUUUGGUUUGGAGGGUGUUGAGUUUGCUGGUUAUGGUAUUUAUAAUAAUUCUGAUGGUUUGCUUUUUCUCCUGGAUUCCAGUUCAGCUCGUUCCUCUGUUCUCCCCAAGUUGUUUCAGUCCCAGUGCUUUAGGAUGAAGUUUGAGUUGAGUUUGAUGAGUGGGCGUGGCUGUUUGAGUGUUUUAGGACUGGAUUGGAGGAUGAAAUGCAUAAAUAACAGUUCAACAAUAAAAUCCUGUUCUUAUGAAUGUA